This is a messenger RNA of Malaya genurostris, 1065 nucleotides long. It is a transcript of the gene PCNA, whose product is annotated as proliferating cell nuclear antigen. NCBI's taxonomy places the organism in Eukaryota, Metazoa, Arthropoda, Insecta, Diptera, Culicidae. Bases 182 to 964 code for a protein of 260 amino acids. The record is from RefSeq and is a predicted model, not a curated record. Gene Ontology annotation, molecular function: DNA polymerase processivity factor activity; DNA binding. Gene Ontology annotation, cellular component: PCNA complex. Gene Ontology annotation, biological process: regulation of DNA replication; leading strand elongation; translesion synthesis. The transcript has 3 exons.
UUGUGCUGUUUCGCGCUUUUUUCAUGUUGGCAUAGCUGUGAAUUCCCACUAAUUUUUCCAAGUCCAUUCAUUUAUAGAGAGACUUCAUUCAAGUUCUGACGUGUUUUUGUGCGGCUCGUUAUUUUAUUUCGAUUUUUGAAUUGCCUUUUGAUCGAUUUUAAUAAUAAAGUAGAUCGUAACCAUGUUCGAGGCUCGGUUGAUCGCAAGCACCACUUUGAAAAAGGUCCUGGAUGCUAUCAAAGAUUUAUUAAAUGAGGCGACUUUUGACUGCAGCGACUCCGGGAUCCAGCUACAGGCGAUGGACAACUCGCACGUUUCGCUAGUCUCACUAUCUCUACGCUCAGAUGGAUUUGAUAAAUAUCGUUGUGAUCGAAAUCUUUCGAUGGGAAUGAACUUGGCCAACAUGUCUAAGAUCAUGAAAUGCGCCAACAAUGACGAUACUGUCACCAUGAAGGCACAAGAUAAUGCUGACACAGUAACGUUUAUGUUUGAAUCUCAAAACCAAGAGAAGGUUUCCGACUACGAAAUGAAGCUGAUGAACCUUGAUCAAGAACAUCUAGGAAUCCCAGAAACGGAUUACGCUUGUAUCGUAAGAAUGCCUGCCAUUGAGUUUGCUCGCAUCUGUCGAGAUCUUUCUCAGUUUGGUGAAUCGGUCGUCAUUUCCUGUACUAAAGAAGGUGUAAAAUUCUCCGCAUCAGGAGAUGCUGGAUCAGCUAACAUUAAGCUCGCUCAGACCUCAUCCGUUGAGAAGGAAGAAGAAGCUGUCAUCAUCGAAAUGCAAGAACCGGUGACACUAACUUUUGCUUGUCGCUACCUAAACUCAUUCACAAAGGCCACACCACUAUCCAGUCAAGUUCAGCUAUCAAUGUCAGCAGAUGUUCCGUUGGUUGUGGAGUAUAAAAUUACAGACCUCGGUCACAUUCGAUACUAUCUGGCACCUAAAAUCGAAGAUGACGAAAAUUAGGCUAGUUAUCUGUAUUACGUUUAAUUCUCCAUUCGUAUUUAAGCGAUAAGAAACCCUUCAUAAUAAAUGUUAAAAAAAUAUCUACAAAGUAAGUAAACAAA